This is a messenger RNA of Microbotryum saponariae, 490 nucleotides long. The record is from the annotation of a GenBank genome assembly. Lineage: Eukaryota; Fungi; Basidiomycota; Microbotryomycetes; Microbotryales; Microbotryaceae.
AUGGGCAAGACCGUGAGCGUGUCGAAGGAUUCGCCUGGCGAGUCGAGUCGGGUGCUCUUGAACGGCCGCGUUCGCCGUGCCCAAACUAAUGCUUCUUGGUUGUGGAUAUGCGCAGGUUUCAUUUCGAACGCGCUCCUGAUGCCUUACAUCAACGAAGCCGUAACACUCCUCUCUAAAGGUAUCGCGACCCGCGAAGAUAUCGACCAAGUCAUGGUCCUGGGAAUGGCACACAAGAUGGGGCCGCUCGUCUUGGCGGACUUCAUUGGACUGGACACGUGUUUGAGCAUCAUGCAGGUCCUUCACACCGAGACUGGAGACUCAAAAUACAGGGUGAGUGCGAUCGCGGCGAAGCUCUUGCCUUGGAUCCAACAACUUCGAGGGACCUGAUGACGGUUCCGGUGUCGCUUGCCAGCCUUCCGUAUUGUUGGGCCGCAUGGUCUCCGCGGGUUACCUGGGGAAAAAAAGUGGCAAGGGUUUCUACGAGUACUGA